CUGGUGGGAGGAGGUAAGAUGCUUGGAGCUGCACUGUGCUCAUUAUGGUGUCUUGUAUUCUGAUAGAUCAAUGCUCAAGUGAACAGUAUUCCGCUCACGCUACAACAGGACAAAGAACCAGAAACGAUGUACAAAAUGCCCAGGAGAGACAGUAAAGUACAUCCGUUAAAGACAGAAAACAUCUUCAGAAAAAUGGAACUUAAAACCCUGAUAUCACAAAUAAACAAGCACUGCUCUUACUCCUCCUGGAUUAAAAAUAACAUCACGAAAAAAGAGUGCUGCUUCUAUGCUGAACUUGACAGAGAGGGGAUCUGUGCAUGCGGUUAUCCAAAGACCGAACACCAUGAUGAUGCUAUCAAGCCAGAGGACUACAUAGUACAGCGGCAUGACAAACUCAGGCACAUGAGAGAGGUUCCUACUGACGCCUUUGGAGACAUUAGUUUUGGAGGACUUGGACAGAAAACAGGAAAGUAUGUCCGAGUAUCCUCCGAUACGCCUGUUGAGAAGCUGUACCAAUUGAUGACUGAGUAUUGGAAACUCAAGCCCCCUAACUUGUUAAUAUCAGUGACAGGAGGAGCCAAAAACUUCUACAUGAAGAAUGACUUGAAGAACAAGUUCCGCAGAGGACUAAUUAAAGUGGCCCAAACCACGGGUGCAUGGAUCCUGACUGGGGGAACACAUGCAGGUGUGAUGAAACAUGUUGGGAGAGCAGUACGGGACUAUAACCUAAGCAGUAAUGCUGUAGGGGGACAGAUUGUGGCUAUCGGAGUGGUCACAUGGGGGGUCAUCCACAACCGCAAGGCUCUGGUUCACCGAGAUGGUCGCUUCCCUGCUUAUUACUAUCUGGAUGAACCUGGUCAAGGCCGCUUAUCCUGCCUGGAUGUUAAUCACUCUCAUUUCCUGCUGGUGGAUGAUGGAACUUCUGGAAAAUAUGGCACUGAGAUCGAUCUUCGUGGGCGACUGGAGAAACUGAUCUCAGACCAGCCUCUAGACAAAUCAGAGAGUGAACUGAAGAUUCCAGUUGUAUGUGUGGUACUAGAUGGUGGACCUGGAACCCUAAAUACAAUCUACAAUGCCAUGAUGAACGGCACGCCAUGUGUGAUUCUGGAAGGUUCUGGGCGCUUGGCUGAUGUCAUCGCCAACGUGGCUGGCCUACCGGUGUCCAAUAUCACAAUAGCGUUCAUCGAACGACUGAUGAAGAGGUUUUUCGCAGAAGAAUAUGAGGCUUUUUCUGAACUGAAGAUCAUUGAGUGGACCAAAAAGAUUCAAGACAUCAUCCAGAUCCCGCAGCUGUUGACAGUGUUCCGCAUUGACGAGGAGAAAAACAAUGAUGUGGAUGUAGCCAUUCUCCAAGCUUUUCUGAAAGCCCCCCGGUGCAGUGACAGUGUGAACAGAGAGAGACAGUUGCAACUGGCUGUGGCCUGGAACCGGGUGGACAUUGCGGAGAGUGAGAUCUUCACUGAAGAAAGUAAAUGGAAGUCUUGUGAUCUGCACCAGGCCAUGUUCUCUGCCCUGGUGGGCCAUAAGGCUGAGUUUGUGCGUCUGCUGCUGGAGAAUGGGCUAUGCCUCGUUCAGUUCCUUAAACAUGAAGAAACGCUGUGUGACCUGUAUAAGCAUCUUCCUGGCUGUCUGUUUUUGCGCAAAGUGGCCAAACGAGCACAGGGAAUCAGGAGGAUUUCCCUGAGCCACGUGGCUGCUGAAGUGCGGCAUCUGCUGGGCAACUUCACGCAACCACUCUACCACACAGAGCAACCCCUUCAUAAAAUAGAGAUAUCCAGUGAUGAUAAGGAUUUUACAACCACAUCUGAAAGCCCGGCUCGAGAGCUGAUCUGCUCCUCGGACGAGAGGGCCCCAGACACAGUGUCUGAUGCAGGCAGAGAUCUUUUUCUUUGGAGUGUGCUGCAGAGUCAGAAAGAACUGGCACAGAUCACUUGGGAGCAGUGCAAUGAUUGCAUUACAGCUGCUCUGGCUGCCAGUAAAAUACUGAAGAAGCUUGCUCAGGGAGGAGGAGAUAAUGGGGACGAUGCUGGAUCGAUGAGAGAGCUUGCGGAUCACUAUGAGAAACAAGCAAUCGGUGUAUUCAGCGAGUGCCAUCGCUAUGACGAGCAGCGAGCACAAAGACUGCUGACACGUGUCUCUCCAUCAUGGGGUAGGACAACCAGUCUUUGUCUUGCUCUUGAGGCCCAUGACAGAAGCUUCAUAGCUCACCCUGGGGUCCAGGCUUUGCUAACUCAGAUCUGGUGUGGUGAGUUGGCAGUGGAAAACCCACAGUGGAAGCUGAUGCUCUGCAUGCUUUUCUUUCCGCUUAUCUACACCGGAUUUCUGGUCUAUAGGCGUGAUGAAGUCAUCCGAAAGGAAGCAGAAAGAAACGAAGAGGAGAAACUGGUUAUGGAUUCAGCGGCUGGGAAUAAACCUGACUUGAGUAAACAGUCUGAUACGAGCUCUGUGCAUCCACUAAACUGCUGGACAAGAUUAGUGGGUCUGUACGCCUGUCCUCAGGUGAAGUUCUACUGGAACAUCCUGGCUUACUUUGGCUUCCUGUUUCUCUUUGCUCUGGUGUUGAUAACGGACUUCCAGCCUACACCGUCUUGGAAGGAAUUGCUCCUGUAUGUCUGGCUCACCUCACUCAUGUUUGAGGAGGUCAGACAGCUCUUCUAUGAUUUUGAUGGGUUUACACUUUGGAAGAAAGUGAAAAUGUAUAUAAAAGAUGCAUGGAACAUUUUGGACAUGUUGUCGAUAUUGCUCUUCAUCACCGGGCUGGCUUGCAGGCUCCAGACUUCGAGUACAGUGUUCUAUGUGGGGAAGAUCAUCCUCUGCAUCGACUUCAUCAUAUUCAGUUUGCGCCUGAUGGCUAUCUUCACCAUCAGCAAGACUUUAGGGCCUAAGAUUAUCAUUGUCAGGAGAAUGAUGAUGGAUAUGUUCUUCUUCAUGUUCCUGCUCAGUAUAUGGGUGGUUGCAUAUGGAGUGGCCACACAGAGCAUCCUGAUUGAGAAUGAGGAUCGAUUUAACUGGAUUAUACGAGGUGCUGUCUAUGAGCCCUACCUCAUCAUAUUUGGGACCUUGCCUGACAAUGUGGACAACACCAAAUUUGACUUGAACAGCUGCAGUGUAAAUGGCUCUGAUCCUCUAAAACCCAAGUGUCCCAUUCUGAAUAGUGACAACACUCCAGCCUUUCCUGAUUGGCUGACCAUCAUUAUGCUGUGUGUUUAUCUUCUCUUUGCCAACAUCCUGCUCCUCAACCUCCUCAUUGCUAUCUUCAACUACACAUUUGAGGAGGUACAAGGCAAUACAGAUAUAAUCUGGAAGUUUCAACGUUAUGAGCUGAUAAAGGAGUACCACAGUCGCCCCUCUCUCCCACCUCCCUUCAUCAUCCUGAGCCACUUUUACCUCUUCAUCCGACGUGUGCUCCUGCGCCGUGGCCCUCGGAAACAUAAGAUCUUUAGACAAGAGCUGAAUCAGAGAGAAGAAGAAGAGUUGAUGUCAUGGGAGUCAUUCAUGAAGGAAAACUAUCUGGCAUCUGUAAAGCAAGACAGUAGCCAGAGUAUGGAGCACCGUAUGGAAGACACGGCUGAAAAAGUUGGAACCAUGUCUGAAAUAAUCGAGCAAGGACAAGAAUGGGGUUUUGCAUCUGUGGCAAAAAGGCUGGGCCGGUUAGAGGAGCAGGUUUGUCAGUCAGCUAAAGCACUAGAGUGGAUCAUGGACACGCUUAAAUGUCAGGGUUACCAAUCCAAACAUGACGCUCCUGUAAUGGCCAGUGUCAUUAUGAGCACUAACACCGACCCUUCAGAAUUAACUGAGCCGGAAGCAGAAUGGGAGAAAACUCAUCACGUCUAUGCCCGCCAGCUUUAUUACCCCGGCAGCACUGUUAUACGCUUCCCUGUUCCUGAGGAGAAAGUGCCCUGGGAGGUCAACUUCUCUAUUUAUGCUCCAGCAAUUUACAGUCAAGAGAAUAUGCAAGAGUCAGACAUUUCAACUUUGGACAUAUACAGGAACCCUAAAGGACGGACAGGAUUAAAGGGAAAGGGGGCUCUUAAAAGCCUUGGGCCAAAUGAUAGUAUAGAUGCAGUUAUCACAAGAAAAAAGGGCCUACAGCUAGAGUUUCUGGCUAUGUGGGAUGAGACAGCAGGGCAAUGGACAUUACCAAGGGGACCUGUUGAGCCUGGCAAGCUCUUACCUGAGAGAUUAGAAACUGCACUGGGAAAGGAUCUAUCAGAGAAACUUAAAGCCAAAAUAAAAUCAGGAAAACACACUGAGGUCUAUAAGGGUUACGUAGAUGACAGCCGAAACACUGAUAAUGCCUGGGUGGAAAGCACUGUAAUAACAGUUCACCUUGACGAUGAUUGGCGUCUCAUGACUAGUGAUGGUGAAGACGGUGCUGAUGGUGGUGAGUCUCUCAGCAGCAGCACUGAGAAGCUUCAGUGGCAGGAGGUGAACAGCAAGGCACCUGUGUAUACAUACCAACGAGAAGCUCUCCGAAUCGUCGCCCAAAAACACAACGUUAAGUUCUGAAGUUGAGAAACGUCUGACACUCAGGAAAACGGAUAAGAAAGAAUAUUCCACACUCCGAUCUGUGCACCUUUUGCUGCGAUUCAGUAGAACCAAAUCUGUUUGCACAACUGCUCCUGAACUAACCAAUCACUCAUACAUCAUUGACACAACAGUACAUUUUAACAAAAUGACAUUAAAGAAAGCUUAUUCAAAAUCAUUAUUAUUAGCAGCAGCAGCGUAAUAAUAAUAAUAAAGGUGAAUAAAUGAAAUCUAAAAUAUACAGAUCAUACACAAAGAGGAAUAUAAGUAUUUAAACCCCCUAUAAAAGCAUUAUAAUAACCAGUAUAUGCAAUACAGAGGAAUUAGUUGCUUAGAGAUUAUGAUAGAUGACAAAUAUUAAAGAGGUUUAAAAAUUGCAGCAUUACUAGCAGGAAUAUUUACACUGAGUUCACCGAUUUGAGGCUUUUUCUCUUAUGUUUAACUUCCACUAACACAGUAUUGUGUACAGACUGUUGUGACAUUCUCCAUUUAAAUGUCAUGUUUGCCAUAAUUGUCAUAAUUAUCCACCGCACCAUCCUCUUAACAUUCAGAAACAAUCAGACACCGAACUGUGAAUUUGUUCUUCAGUUGAUCAGGUGGAAUCUUGUUCUCAUCUGAAUUCUAAGCAUAACUGAAAUAAGAUAAACUGCAUCCCUGAGCCUUAAUGGGUUUAAACCAUCAUUGCAAAUUGUUUCAGUGUUUGUGACAGGCUGGAAAGAAACUGAGCAAAAUGUCUUGUUUUUAUUGAGAUAAUCAUUUAACUCGAUGAUUUUUUUUGUUUUAUUUGAUUCUAGAAUGGAAAGUUAGACAUUGAUCUAGACUGAGUGCACAGCGGGAUGGCAUUUUCUUUUCCUCAUUAGAGGCUUUACAAUAGCAGUUUCAGAAUAAACUUGAUGUUAUUGAUUGUCAGCAUGGCAUUAUGCAACUUUUUUUUUUUUUUCAUUUCAUUGUCUGUACCGCUUAUCCGAUCUAUACUCGGGUCACGGGAAGCCUGUGCCUAUCUCAGGAGUCAUCGGGCAUCAAGGCAGGAUACACCUUGGAAGGAGUGCCAACCCAUCACAGGGCACACACACACACACUCAUUUACUCAUGCACGCAAUCACACACUACAGGCAAUUUAGAGACUCCAAUCAGCCUAGAAGCAUGUCUUUUGGAAACCGGAGCACCCGAAGGAAACCCACAAACCACGGGGAGAACACAUUAUGCAAUAUGUUAGUGGAUACUGAAACGAAAAGUGAAUGUGUCUAGCUGGCUGCUGUGUACAAAACUGUUCCUUUUUCAUUACUCAGUAUUAUGAUCAUGAUGUAAUCAGACAUAAAUGCAACAAUAUGCAAUGUGUACAGUAUCUUCAGUACCUCAACUUAAAGAGAUCACUACAAACAUGUGAAAACCAAUUAGCAUGUGUGCAAA
This is a messenger RNA of Hemibagrus wyckioides, 5937 nucleotides long. RefSeq names its product transient receptor potential cation channel, subfamily M, member 2 (gene trpm2). Bases 127 to 4509 code for a protein of 1460 amino acids. Gene Ontology annotation, cellular component: membrane. Gene Ontology annotation, molecular function: ligand-gated calcium channel activity. The record is from RefSeq and is a predicted model, not a curated record. The transcript is spliced from 34 exons. Gene Ontology annotation, biological process: calcium ion transmembrane transport. NCBI's taxonomy places the organism in Eukaryota, Metazoa, Chordata, Actinopteri, Siluriformes, Bagridae.